GUAUCUUAUUAUCCAGAACAAAAAAUGGCCUUUGUUGCGCGCUCGUCGACCUCUGUAAAGAUCAGGGGAAUGUACACGUCCGCUGAUGGUGAGCCACACAAAGACUUUACACGCCUGCCGCGGUGGGAUCUCGACGCGAUCCGGAGACUUCUCCCAGAACAUUUACAGUAUCCAUGUUUAUUUAAUGUUUGUUUCAUGAUCGGUAGAUUAGACGACGAUUUUGUGGUGUAAUGAGUCCAGUGGAAAUGAUAAUGAAUAUAUACAUUCAUAAUAUGAAUAAAAAUCUUCCUUCAGUUUCACCGCGGACAUGGAUUUUGAUGAAAGACGAGAAGAAAUGAGCCGGCUCUACAGCAGGAUGGGAUGGAAGAUGAUCGGCGAUCCUCUUGAGCCAUAUUUGUAUAUAGUCGACAAUGGUCAAGGUUCGUAUGAUCUGAUGGUGAAUAUCUCUGGGAAACCUGUGACGGCUGUGAACGCUCAAAAGUACAGCUUACCUGUAAUUUCGUCGAAGACUAAAACAUUAUGCCUCACUCUAAUCCAUCUUUCUAAAAUUUCUUAGGCCUAUCAUAUAAGGCCAUAUAGGUCUAAGAAGAUUCUGGUGAUGGAUAAGGGUUAGCUCUAAACAAAGAACCCAGGACGCCAUGCACGAGUCGCAAAUCAAGGAGUAAAACGAGGAAGGAAAAGCAAGCAGAGGAUAACAUGCGUAGGAGUCAGUUUUUAGCUGGGAAGAAGAGGGAGGACAUUCGGAAAGAGAGAGGAUGCAGCUCCGAUGAUUGGGAUAUUUAA
Molecule: messenger RNA, 783 nt
Organism: Amoebophrya sp. A25
Lineage: Eukaryota; Dinophyceae; Syndiniales; Amoebophryaceae
Source: the annotation of a GenBank genome assembly